GCGCGGAUCCCGCAUUAGUUCAAAGUACAUGUUGUGUUGUGUAGACACCGACACCGAUCAGCGAGAGAGUAGUAGGGUUUAGGUUGUCAAGUGGUACAGUAUGUCGGUGCCUGUGGCUACUACGCGUUUCAGCGAUAACUACGAUCUGAAAGAAGAAUUAGGAAAAGGUGCUUUCUCCGUAGUACGAAGAUGUGUUCAAAAAUCAACAGGUUUAGAAUUUGCAGCGAAAAUAAUAAACACCAAAAAAUUAUCAGCACGAGAUUUUCAAAAAUUGGAACGAGAAGCCAGAAUUUGCAGAAAGUUACAGCAUCCAAACAUAGUGAGAUUACAUGACAGUAUACAAGAAGAAAAUUUCCAUUAUUUGGUAUUUGAUCUAGUCACAGGUGGAGAAUUAUUCGAAGAUAUUGUUGCAAGAGAAUUUUAUUCUGAAGCAGAUGCAUCCCAUUGUAUUCAACAAAUCUUGGAAUCUGUGAAUCAUUGUCAUCAAAAUGGUGUAGUACAUAGGGAUCUUAAGCCUGAAAACCUUUUACUUGCAAGUAAAGCCAAAGGAGCAGCUGUCAAAUUGGCUGAUUUCGGAUUAGCAAUAGAAGUACAAGGCGAACAGCAGGCAUGGUUCGGUUUUGCAGGUACUCCUGGAUAUUUAUCACCGGAAGUCCUGAAAAAGGAACCAUACGGAAAGCCUGUGGACAUUUGGGCGUGCGGAGUGAUCCUUUACAUCCUUCUAGUCGGUUAUCCACCAUUCUGGGAUGAGGAUCAGCAUCGUCUUUAUGCACAGAUCAAAGCAGGAGCAUAUGACUACCCCAGUCCUGAAUGGGAUACCGUCACACCAGAAGCCAAAAACCUCAUCAAUCAGAUGCUAACAGUAAAUGCAGCAAAGAGGAUAACUGCUGCAGAAGCUCUCAAACACCCCUGGAUAUGCCAACGCGAACGUGUUGCUUCAGUGGUUCACAGACAAGAGACUGUCGAUUGCCUCAAGAAAUUCAAUGCCAGGCGUAAACUCAAAGGCGCUAUACUUACCACUAUGUUGGCUACAAGGAAUUUCUCAAUAGGUAGAAGUAUAGUCGUAAAGAAAGGAGAUGGAUCUCAAGUUAAAGAAUCCACAGAUAGCUCGACAACAAUCGAAGACGAUGAUGUAAAAGAGGAAAAGAAAGGCGCUGUCGAUCGCAGUUCUACCGUUAUUGCCAAAGAGCCGGAAGGCUCUGGUACACCACCUCAAUUGCCAAGAGUAGCAUCUUCAACAUCGAACUCCCUCUCCAGCUCUGUAACAACCUUAUUGAUGAAGCCCAAUGCUCUUAAUUUAGGACAAGCUAUGCUUCAGAGUAUACAAGCUCGUCGCCAAGAGAUCAUCAAAAUAACAGAACAACUUAUAGAGGCGAUCAACUCUGGAGAUUUUGUAGCUUAUACAAAAAUCUGUGAUCCACAUCUCACAGCAUUCGAACCUGAAGCCAUGGGAAAUUUAGUGGAGGGAAUGGAUUUCCACAAAUUUUAUUUCGAUAACGGUAUCCUCAGUAAAAACUGUAAGGCAGUUAACACCACCAUUUUAAACCCGCAUGUUCACCUUUUGGGAGAAGAUGCAGCUUGUAUAGCCUACGUCAGGCUUACCCAGUACUUAGACAAACAAGGCCAAGCUCACACCCAUCAAUCAGAGGAGAGCCGUGUAUGGCACAAAAAAGACAACAAAUGGCAAAAUGUGCAUUUCCACAGGAGCGGCAGCACUGGGGGAAGUGCAUUUGGAUUCAGUAAAUAGUUCACCUAAAACUUUGUCUGCUUCUUGUGUGAAAAGUGAAGUUUGAUCAAGGCCGUGGAAAAGAUUAUGAAGAUUGUAUUGAUUGGAUGGAUUGGAAUCUAUUCACAUGUAAACACUUCGUAUUUUCCUGGUCAACUUUUCAUCAGCCAUACUAAUGAAUUGUAAAUUUUUGAAUUACCUCUUCAUAUUCGCUUACAUGAACAUUUGAUAAUAAUUUAUUUAUUCCCUUAUCUUAAUAUAAUGAUAAAUAGUGUGAUUUUGCCACAUUUUUUUCAGCCAAAUAUGCAUUCGAUUUAGAAGAAGUACUUGAAAAAUCAAACAAGUAAAACUACAAUGCUAAAAGCAGGUGAUGGUAGUGAAACCUCAGAAAAGUGGAAGCAAAUCCGCGGUCUUUUAAAUAGUAUAAAUAAGUCAAUACUUUUAUUUAUAUUGAGAUCACUGAGGACUAGUAUAAACUUUCAAUGUCACUUAUGUACUUCUUGAUGCACUUUUGAAAUUGUUAAGCUUUCAACAUGUUUCUUAAGAUUUUUUCCAGAGAUUUCACAUUGGUGCACCUGAAUCAAUCGGACUGAUGUAUCAUUUACUUGUUGUAGUGAAAACAUGAAGUUUUCUUCAAUGAUACAUUUCCAUAUUGUAUAUUGAAUAGUAUCGGUUUCUAUAGAGUAUUGUCUGAUGUAUGAUACUAGUUUCAUUUAAAUCUUAAUCAUAUGGAAGUGAAAAUUUCAUUAACAUGGAAGCUUAAGCAUCUAUGAUUUAAUGAUUAAAAAAUGAACAGAAAAUUCCUACUUCCUGCUAAAGCAGGUAUCCCAACUAAAGUCGGGAUACAAUACCCCAAAGUCCUUGUUGGGAACAAAUAACAAAAAUUUAUUUAUAGAUACUUAUUUGUUAUAAAAUGUGUAUCAAAUACUGUCCUAUUCGAUUUGGGAUUGGACCUGUACUUAUGAAUAUCAUACUUGCAAGUUGUGGAUUAGGACAAGUGUCCCACUUUGCUUCCAAGAUAUUGUGCCAACAGGUAUUGUUGCUCUAAAAAUAAAGUUUAAUUUUACUAUAAAUGAAAGAAUAUGUUAUAUAGAUAUUCUAUACAGUUUCAAGAAUGGAUUAGAUAUCAGUUUCAAGAAUAUGUCCUCAACUUUGCAAGUAUUUAUAUACAAUCUAUGAUUGAAAAAUAUUUUUGCCCUGCUAGGACCUUUUGAGUACUUCUUACAAUAAAAAUAUGAAUGAGUAAUAGUUCGAAAUAAAAAUGUUCAUUUAUAUUCAACGACAGAUUCAACUUCCUAUAUUGUGAAAGCAAAAAUUAUUACUUUAUAUUCUGAAUUUGGGGCCUUCCAACUGCCUUCAAUACUAGGUAAUGUAGAUCCAUCAUCUCAUGAUUAGUUUCACUGUAGAUUCAUUUUUACAUAAAUUUCAACCUUAACAGAAAAAUUUAGAAUUUCACCUAUCGACAAUUCUUAUACUUUUAGGUAGAUAUCUUAAUGUAAUUGCCAUAAACUCAAUACAAGGCAUGCUAUUCAAAAUUCUCCAUAAAUUUCAGCUUAAUAAUCAAGGACACUUUAUUUAAUGCUUCAAUAUAGUUCAUGUAAAUUCAAACAAGAAAUUACAGCAUACUAGAAUUGAAUUAUUCAAGAUUACCUUUUUGAAGAGGUUAGGAAGUACAAAUUGUGAAAAUAGAUUCAAAAUCACAUUUCCAGAUAAGAUGAAGUGAUGAGACAGCUUCUUGUUUUCAUGAAUUUGAAAUAUUUAUUCGAACUUUCACAGUUUACCACAUGUUAGUUAGAAAAGAAAUGUGGAUCUAGAUAUUCAAAAUCAUUCAUUAUGAAUAUAGGAUUGUAUAAAGUUAUUGGGAGUUUGAGAAUGUUCUAUUUCUACAUUUAUUCUGAUAUAGUUUAUAAUCGAAGUUGUUCUGGUGUAACUGACAGCAUAUAUGGAUGUACUAAAUAGCGCAGGAAAAGUUUGCUCUUCAAUUAUAUAUUUGCCUAUACUUGACAUGGUCACUUCUUGAAUUGAUUCUUUAUUGCUGAAGCAUUAAACUUGUGAUUUGAUCACUAUCAAUAUUGAAUCAUAUGAUAUAAGAAUUAUACUCAAUGUUCAACCUUUUGCAUUUAACGAAUUACAGACUUCUUCUUUCAAGUGAUGAUAUUUGGUGAAGUUUUAUAAUCAACGACAAGUAACGAAUGAAUUUGAAACAUCUGUAAAAAUGGACUCAUCCAGUAUUGAAAAAACUAGCACAUAACUAAUAGAUAGUUGUUAGAUUCGUCGUUGAAUUCAUUGAAUUGAACCAUGAAUUUCACAAAUUUUUUAUGGGAAUCCUUUUUACCUAUACCAUUUUCUCAAUGUGCAAUAUUGUAUUCCUUAAGCAUAUGUAAUUUUUAAAUGAAUCAUUUGGAAUGAUGCACAAUUGAUUCUUAUGACUAUGGAAAUUCUGCAGAGUUUUAAUGUUGAGGGUUUCAGACAGUUCAACUCUGAAUAAAUUAUGUAGAAAUAAUUGUGAAAUUUCCUCUUGAUAAAUCUAUGAAACAUAGAUAAAAGUGAGCUGAAGCUCUAAAACAAUAUUGAAUCUCUGUAGGAGGCCUCUCUCUAUUAUAAAUUAAGUGAAGUGCGUUUUUCCAUUAAUACAUAAAUUGUGAGAAGUGAGAGUGAAUAAUAUUAUAUCACAAGUGAAUCAGAAAUACAUGUUUCUUUUGAGGAAGAA
Harmonia axyridis is the source of this 4436-nucleotide messenger RNA. Its product is annotated as calcium/calmodulin-dependent protein kinase type II alpha chain. The record is from RefSeq and is a predicted model, not a curated record. Gene Ontology annotation, molecular function: ATP binding; calcium/calmodulin-dependent protein kinase activity; calmodulin binding. Gene Ontology annotation, biological process: protein phosphorylation. Gene Ontology annotation, cellular component: cytoplasm; neuron projection. The transcript is spliced from 16 exons. NCBI's taxonomy places the organism in Eukaryota, Metazoa, Arthropoda, Insecta, Coleoptera, Coccinellidae. The coding region runs from base 101 to 1747 and encodes 548 amino acids.